Molecule: messenger RNA, 1287 nt
Organism: Tyto alba (common barn owl)
Lineage: Eukaryota; Metazoa; Chordata; Aves; Strigiformes; Tytonidae
Exons: 7
Coding region: 1-732 (243 amino acids)
Source: RefSeq, a predicted model, not a curated record
AUGGCCGAGCUGGACCCCAUCCUCCAGUGGCAGCACCAUGGAGGGUCCUUAUCUCUGCAUCUGGUCGGUGCGUGCCCCUGGGGAGGCGAAGAGCUGGACGGGGACCGGAGCUGCCACCGGCCCCCCGCGCCGGCAUCCUGCUGCGGCCGCCGUGGCACUGGGGCUGCUGUGGUGGUGGGUCUGGCCCGUGUUUGUAGCGGGAGCUGCUGUGCUGAUGGGAUAGCGGAUGGACAGACGGACGGAUGUGUGGGGAAGCUGUGUCACCCCCCUCCACCCCCUGCUCUGGAUCCAGGUGCAUCGUUGGGCUGGUUCGCUCUGGCCAGCUCCAUCUUAUCCCAGCUCUCCAGGUCGGGGACGGAUGGUUUGUCCCUGUCAUUGCUGCUGUUCCCGGCCCGGCUUUCCAGCAGGUUUGCUCUGCAGAGAGCUGCAGAUACAACGAGCCAGGACGCAGCAGGCAAGUCCUCGGAAGUGGAUUUGGGGGUAUGGAGAACCAGAGCCGGACUCUUGAUGGUCCUGGAUGAGGACAGCCACCUGUGCAGAGCUCCCGAGCAAGCGCGGCCGCCGGCCACGGGUCUUCCCGGCAAAUGCCAUCGCUGCCCCGUCAAACUCAAGGUCAGGGUGAAGUCUGGCGUCGGUCCGCAGCUGAGCCAGCACAUCCGCGGUGCGAGAGCAGCCACCGGCAGCCCCGGGGCGAAGGAUAUUACCCCCUGGGGAAAUAAUCCUGUUAUUUGAAAUGUAAAAAAGAAUUCACAUGGACAACAAUGGAUUCCUAAAUGAACCCAACAACAGUCCCCAAUCCAAGUGUGGCAUCACUUGCCUCAGAUAGAAAAAUAUAAGGUUCCUUUUAAAAACGCUCUUUUCUCCUCUCUUUUCCUCCUCCCACCCCAACGGAGGUAAAUAGGGCUCCUCCUCUUCUUCAAAAGCCUCUAUUGAGGGAAUCCUGGAUGUGCAGGAAUUUGGUGGGGAGCGUGACGGCGGAAGAUGUGUAUGUAUAUCCCCCCCCCUUUAUUGUGGUGGUGGGAGGGGAGCCCCGAGAUGGUGGGAUACGAGUGCCCGGCACAGCCCCGGGGGGUUCUGCCAGAGCUGGGAACCAUCAGCUUUCUCCAGCAAAGAGCUGCCGCGGCUCUUCGGAAACAUUGUUCCCUUGAUCAAGAUCUUCAGCAAAGCCAAAUAACAGCUUGUCUCUGCAACACCCAAACAUAAGCAACUAAUUUGGACCACUGAAAGGAAAAAGGGGGAGAAAAAAAAAAAAGAAAAGAAAAGAAAAGAAAAGAAAAGAAAAGAAAA